GCUCAAGGGAACAGAGCAGAGCCACCACUGCCCGUUGGGUCAGAAGCCGACCGGGGAGGGACUGGAUACCCACCCAUCUUUUCAGAAUGCUGCUCCUCCUCCUGGCUCUCUAUGUAGCGUCCACUGAAGGUAUCACCCCAAACUUCCAAGAAUGCCUGGUUCUUCAUUCAGCCAAUGGCAGCACUGUGACCUGCUACUCUCCAACUGUGUUCCCUGGGUCCCUCCCGGCCGACACCGUCCAUCUGUCCAUCGAGUUCUCCAACUUGACCCAGCUACCCGUGGCCGCCCUAUGGGAUGUCCCUGACCUGGUGGAGCUGCAUCUGUCAAGCAACCACCUGGAGUCGCUGUCCUCCAAUGUCCUCCUGUGGGUGCCCAGGCUGCGGGUUCUGGAUCUGACCGGCAAUGCCCUCCGCAGCCUGCCCCCUGGCCUGUUUCACGCGUCGGCAGCCCUGGACACCUUGGUGUUGAAGGAAAACCGUCUCCACGACCUGAACACGUCCUCCCUGCAGGGUCUUAAAGCCCUAGGUCACCUGGAUCUGUCUGGGAACUGCCUGCGGUCACUGCCACCCCAGCUGUUGGCCAACCUGACUGCCCUGCGUGUCCUUGACCUUGGGAACAACCUCCUGGAGUCUCUGCCUGAGGACCUGCUGCAGGGUCCCUUGCAGCUGGACCGGCUGCAUCUGGAAGGGAACCAGCUGGCGGUGCUGGGGGCCAAGCUGCUGGCUCCCCAGGGUUCCCUAAGGUACCUUUUUCUCAAUGACAACAAGGUGGCUACAGUGGCCGCUGGUGCUUUCCAAGGCUUGAAUCAGUUGGAUAUGUUAGAUCUGUCUAAUAAUUCUCUGGCUAGCACACCCCAAGGCCUGUGGACAUCGCUCGGGAGGCCGGCCAGGGACAUGGGGGAUGGCUUUGAUAUUUCCCACAACCCCUGGAUCUGCGACAGCAAACUGCAUGAUCUGUAUCGCUGGCUGGAUGCCAACAGACACAAGAUGUUCUCACAGAAUGAAACACAGUGUGCCGGACCCAAAGCCUUGAAGGGCCAGCGGCUCCUGGCUUUGGUGGGGUCCCAGUGAGGUGUGAAGCUGUAGUGUAGUGGGGGCUGUGGCAGGAGAACAUGGCACCCCACUGAGUGAUGAGCCCCUCUACCUUAUUGGCUGCCCAUCCAAGUCACACAGGCUUCACAGCCACUUUGCCUUCCUCUGCUGUUCCUUCUUCCAGGAUGCUCUGCAUCUUUGAGGAUGCUUCUCCCUUACUUCUCGUGAUUCUUUCCCUUUCGCUAAGCCCCCAGAUCACUCCUGUCUUCCCCUGAUGGACCUCAGGCCACAUCAACUUUAUCUGGCUUCGACUUGUCUAUUUUAGGGGGAGGAGUCCCCCAGGUAGUUAAUAAAUAACCCUCGAAAUGAUUGAACAAUUCA
Messenger RNA from Nannospalax galili (Upper Galilee mountains blind mole rat), 1412 nucleotides. Its product is annotated as leucine-rich alpha-2-glycoprotein-like. Gene Ontology annotation, molecular function: protein binding. Gene Ontology annotation, cellular component: extracellular matrix. Bases 87 to 1070 code for a protein of 327 amino acids. NCBI's taxonomy places the organism in Eukaryota, Metazoa, Chordata, Mammalia, Rodentia, Spalacidae. The record is from RefSeq and is a predicted model, not a curated record. The transcript has 2 exons.